AGAUAUUUUGUAAUUUAGAGCACUGAGCAGGCUAUAAAUUGAAAGUUAUGGGCAGCUAGUGUGGCUCAAGUUUCUCCAGCUUUUCUAGUUUACAAGCCUACGAAAAAGGUCACCUUAAUUCGCAUGAUCUGGGUAAUGCUUUCAAUCUUGUGAAGCGACAAUCAGGGAAUUUUCCUGCGCAAUUCAAACUGCAGGCAGGAUAUAAAAUCAUUUGCAGAAGCUAAGAAAGUAAGUUCAGUAUAGAAAAAAGAUUUACAAAAAUGCAUUCGGGAAAAAGAGUGGCGCUGGCUUCGGUACCAGAAGUGGUCCUAGGCUCGGUCGCCUUUGCCAUAUUCUGGAUGCUCGCUGUUUUUCCUGCUGUUCCCUUCCUGCCCAUCGGAAGGACAGCGGGGUCUCUCCUCGGUGCUAUGUUAAUGGUUGUCUUUCAAGUCAUCAGCCCCGACCAGGCCUACGCCGCGAUCGACCUCCCGAUCCUAGGCCUCCUCUUCGGCACAAUGGUGGUUAGUAUAUAUCUUGAGAGGGCCAACAUGUUCCAGCACUUGGGCAAAUUACUCUCUUGGAAAAGCAAAGGCGGUAAGGACUUGCUAUGCAGAGUCUGCCUGGUCUCCGCACUUUCAAGUGCUCUAUUCACCAAUGAUACUACUUGUAUUGUGCUGACAGAGUUCGUUCUCAAGCUCACGAGGCAGCAUAAUCUGCCCGUAAAACCGUUUCUUUUAGCUCUUGCCUCUAGUGCCAACAUCGGGUCUAGCGCGACUCCGAUUGGCAAUCCACAAAACUUGGUUAUAGCCAUCCAAAGUAAGAUCACCUUUCUAAAGUUCUUCACCGGAAUCGCGCCCGCGAUGCUCCUCGGUGUGGCGAUCAACAUAGUGAUUCUUCUUUGCAUGUUCUGGAAUCAACUUUCCGCAAAGAAGGCCGCAGAGGAGGUUAUGGAAGAGGCAGUUGCUGAGGAUGAAGUGCUCUCGCACAAGUUCUCUCCUGCGAGAAUGUCGCAUAUGAGCCCACUAGAGGGCCCUGCUGAAAACCAUAAUGUUCAGAAGAAUAGUCCAAAGACCGACACGAAGAAAUCAUUGCCGUGCUCUGACAUGAAAAAUUGUUUGAGUAAGAAGGACUUGUUUUUGAAGAGCUUUGUUUAUCUUGUGACUGUUGGGAUGCUGGUUGCUUUUCUUCUGGGGUUAAACAUGUCGUGGACUGCGGUUACUGCUGCGCUCGUACUCGUGGUUAUCGAUUUCAAGGACGCCGGACCUUCCUUGGAUAAGGUUUCGUACUCACUGUUGGUGUUCUUCUGCGGAAUGUUCAUAACUGUCGACGGAUUCAACAAAACCGGGAUACCGAGCGCUUUCUGGAACUUCAUGGAGCCGUAUGCGAGGAUCAAUCAUGCAAGCGGAGUGGCAGUGCUCUCCCUUGUCAUUCUACUGCUGUCGAAUGUUGCGUCCAACGUGCCUACUGUGCUGCUUCUUGGAGGGCAGGUGGCGAGGUCGGCGGCGGCGCUGUCGCACUCGGAGGAGGCGCGGGCGUGGCUGAUACUGGCGUGGGUGAGCACGGUGGCGGGGAACUUGUCGCUGCUGGGGUCGGCGGCGAACCUGAUCGUGUGCGAGCAGGCGCGGCGGUCGCAGGACUACGGCUACACCCUCUCCUUCUGGGGCCACCUCGUCUUCGGCCUCCCCUCCACCCUCAUCGUCACCGCCGUCGGUCUCCCCCUCAUCCGAGGCUAACCAACCUACCUACCUGCAGAUCACUCGAGGAGGAGUGCGAGAUCAAUUAAUUUUAUGCUGGAUUUGUAUACCUAAUGAAUGUCAUGAUGAAUGUCAUGUUGCAUGUGUUUUCUUAUUUCUUCUUUUGUAUAUUUUCCCGCGCUGUCUCGUUGGUUGCCGUUUCGUGGGCGCGCCUUGUUAUAACCGAAAGAAAAUCAAGUCCGGCUACUAUCCUCUAAAGAGGAUAGAAGUCUUUAUCGUA
Molecule: messenger RNA, 1953 nt
Organism: Ananas comosus (pineapple)
Lineage: Eukaryota; Viridiplantae; Streptophyta; Magnoliopsida; Poales; Bromeliaceae
Product: putative transporter arsB
Exons: 5
Coding region: 261-1712 (483 amino acids)
Biological process (GO): transmembrane transport
Cellular component (GO): membrane
Source: RefSeq, a predicted model, not a curated record